Messenger RNA from Lepisosteus oculatus (spotted gar), 3181 nucleotides. It is a transcript of the gene lsm4, whose product is annotated as LSM4 homolog, U6 small nuclear RNA and mRNA degradation associated. Gene Ontology annotation, molecular function: U6 snRNA binding. Gene Ontology annotation, biological process: spliceosomal snRNP assembly; nuclear-transcribed mRNA catabolic process; mRNA splicing, via spliceosome. The record is from RefSeq and is a predicted model, not a curated record. Lineage: Eukaryota; Metazoa; Chordata; Actinopteri; Semionotiformes; Lepisosteidae. Gene Ontology annotation, cellular component: U6 snRNP; spliceosomal tri-snRNP complex; P-body.
UUGGAGAGUACAGUUAUCCCUCAUGGUUGUAUGAUUAACAGGCUGGGUUAACACAGUGAAGCAAAAAUUAUAAAAGGAAGCAGAAAGAGAAUGCUGCCACUGUCAUUGUUGAAGACUGCUCAAAAUCACCCUAUGCUGGUGGAGCUGAAGAAUGGGGAGACAUACAACGGUCACCUAGUGAGCUGUGACAACUGGAUGAACAUCAACCUGAGAGAAGUCAUCUGUACAUCUAGGGAUGGAGACAAGUUCUGGAGGAUGCCGGAGUGCUAUAUCCGAGGGAGCACCAUCAAGUACCUGCGCAUCCCCGACGAGAUCAUCGACAUGGUGAAGGAGGAGGUGAUGUCCAAGGGCCGCGGGCGCGGGGGCAUGCAGCAGAACAAGCAGCAGCAGAAGGGCCGAGGAGGAGGGGCCGGCAGAGGUGUGUUCGGGGGCCGAGGGCGAGGCAUUCCUGGAGCUGGGCGAGGACAGCAGGAGAAGAAGCCAGGCAAACCACCAGGAGGGAAGAACCAGCACUGAGGAGGGACUUGGAGAUGACGGGAGUCUGCCUUCACGGACUGCAUGGGCCCCUGAGCUGCAGGCCGAUUCAGAAGCCGCGAAGGCUGGGCCGUUGUCGAUGCACAGCUGUAUGAGCCACUCCGAGCCUUGCGUUGGUUUUUGCCCGCAUAUGAGGAGCGACUCCGAUCUCAAGCAGCGCGUGUCAAUAAAAGCAUCAAAGAUUCGACAUUUAAAAAUUACUUUUGCUGUUUUAUCCCUUAGGCUCUGACUGGCAUUAUUUUUGUUGAAGGGAGAUUUUGUCUUUUCUUCCACUUUUUGGUUGCUCUCUGACAGCUUUUUUGGUUACUUGUAAUCCCAUCCAUAGUCCUUGUUUCUUUGUGAAGUAGUUAUUCAGUGGUUUUGUGAAUGACUUAUUCAUUUGUUGUAGAGAUGACUUUGAGCUGUAAUAAUGAAAAUGAUGGCUCUGCUUCCUGGGGAAUCGCAGUCUAUGAUGACACCAAGAGAGAGUUCCUGAGUGAUUAAAAAUGGAGCAGUCAUUCUUUACAUGAUCCAGUAUGAUCUCUGGCACACAAGUCUAGACUAGGUGCAAAUGCCGUCAUCUAAACUGAAAAGCAGAACCUGGUGUCGCUUAGACUGCUGUGCAAUUUAAGAAAAUAUAGCUUCUGAUUUUUUUUGUUCAUUGUUAUUACUAAUAAUGUAGUAUUAUAAUAGCAAAAGUCCUCGAAGAAAGGAUAUGAAGUCUACUUUUUUGGAAAUGCCAGUCUUAUAAUUGUAGGUGGCACCUGUCCAACAUUUUUCGGCAGAAGAAUUAGGUUUUGAUAUCGUUAAACACCACAAAAAAAGUUCACAGGUAUGGAUGGCGAUAUAAGAUAUACGAUGAUCUUGCUUUGAGGGCUUUGGUUAAUUUGACAUAACUUAGCAAAGGAGUGGUUCUAACCGUAGAAUUGCAGGCUUAUAAGGAGGGUUUGUAUUGUUAAAAGUGGAACUUCAGAAAAUGUGAGAAAUGCAAUCUUAUUUGAAGGAAGAAGUAGUAUGCUUUGGCCAUUUUCUUAUCCGGGCUAUUAAGGAUAAAUGCUCUUUUCUGAUUUCGUUGGGAUGUGCAUACUUAUAUAAUGGAUAUUUUAUUUGAAAAAAGACAGCAGAGGGAAAAGGUAGCUAUGGAUAGCUUGUUUUGUUAAUGGAGUAAAAUGGAUUUUUAUUAAAAUCACUCCACAGAAGUAAAACUCUUAAAAGAUCAUCCAUUCAACUGCUCAUUACCCCAAAGACCUUGCAAGGUAAUGGAUACUCUAUUGCUCUACCUUUUGUUUUCAACACUGUAUUGGAGUUGAGAAAAUUUGCCCCCAUCAUUUGGCAUAUAGAGCAUGUGUCUAGGAAAAGUCACUUUGUUUCUCGAAUGUUGUCCUCAAGUAUCAAAAGUUGUUCUGGCUUGCUUCUUACUCUUUUUAUAGUAUCAAAUUCCAGGUUCUGAAUGCAUGUUUGAAAUGUUCUCUUGAAAGCCUGUUUUUUUUUUUAGUGAAUCAUGGGAGUGUGAUUUCGCAACACAGUGUUGUUAAGUGCACUCCACAGAUUGAAGGCUUAACCCUGUCUCAUCCUUAAUCAGCUGCAAAACAAUCCACAGUGUAUAUGUCCGAGACCUUUUGUAAUACAAGAUUACAUCUUCUUGGCUUUGAAUUCAAAAUUUCUGAUAAAGCACUCGGAUGCCGGUAAGAAAUAUACCACCAUUCAUGUUCUAAUUCUGACUCUUCUCCAAGGGCAAAAUUGAGAUGAUUAAAAAAAUUCUGUAUGCUUUCUGCUAAGUUUUGACUGACCAGAUUUGAUUGCUGAAUUCUCCUUGUGUUUGCUCUUUUCAAAAAGGCUUCACCCAUGCGAAGCUGCGUUUUCGUUACAUACCUUCAACAAAAAGGGCCUCUCUGAUCCAGACAGGUUAAUGCCUGGCUAAUCAGCCUGUCCUGUUCGAACAUCCACAUUCGGAUGUAACAUUUUUCGGGGAGGAAGAGGAAAAACAUUAUUUUACUGGGUUAUCGCUGGUAGCUCCUGCAGAGCUCUGACAGGCUUUGUCACGUGAGCCAGAUCACCAUGCGUGGAAUCUGGUGUGCUAGCUUGGACCUGAAGUCUCCCAGCAGCAGAUCAGGCUUGGUUUUUACCUGCCUGUCUGGAUGGAAAGUGCCCAAGGGCUGGGUGGACAAUGUUUUCAGGAAGGAAUCCCUAAACUGUGUGUACUUCUUUACUCAGGAGAAGUAUAAACAAUCUUUUUUUUUUGCUUAAAAAAAGUUAAGUUGACUCCCAAGGGUUGGUACAUGACUCAUACAUUCUGUGCACUCAGCUGUGUUCACCGAGAGGAUACUCGCAUAAUAAAAGCCAGCAGGGCCAAGGGUGUGGCGAGCUGUGCCGUUGUGUGUGAGUGAGUGAGAGCAGCUCACUGCUUUUCUGUAUAAAGGAUACAUUUGUUCAGAUAUCCCUCCACCCUUUUGUCUUCACUGGUCCGUUGAACCAGCUUGAAAUCUUUUGCUUAAAUGUACUCCCUUACAAUUCCAAGAAAUGGAGUUUCAUUUUGAUCUUUUUUUUUUGGCACGUUCUUGUUUUUUUCACCUUCAUGUGUGAACAGGAGUACUAAAAAUCUUGUUUUGUAAAUGUUGGCGAAGGGUUGGAGGUCUUUUUUUAAUAAACAGGAAAAAAAGCGAACUAG